Apodemus sylvaticus (European woodmouse) is the source of this 1789-nucleotide messenger RNA. RefSeq names its product acyl-coenzyme A thioesterase 1. The transcript is spliced from 3 exons. The record is from RefSeq and is a predicted model, not a curated record. Lineage: Eukaryota; Metazoa; Chordata; Mammalia; Rodentia; Muridae. Gene Ontology annotation, molecular function: fatty acyl-CoA hydrolase activity. Gene Ontology annotation, biological process: acyl-CoA metabolic process; fatty acid metabolic process. The coding region runs from base 37 to 1275 and encodes 412 amino acids.
GGAGCCCAGUCCACCCCCCUUCCAGUCCAGCUUGAGAUGGCGCCGACGCUGAGCCUGGAGCCCGCCGGCCGCAGCUGCUGGGACGAGCCGCUGAGCAUCGCCGUGCGCGGCCUGGCCCCGGAGCAGCCCGUCACGCUGCGCGCGGCCCUGCGCGACGAGAAGGGCGCGCUCUUCCGAGCCCACGCGCACUACCGCGCCGACGCCCACGGUGAGCUGGACCUGGCGCGCGCGCCCGCGCUGGGCGGCAGCUUCACGGGGCUCGAGCCCAUGGGGCUGCUCUGGGCCAUGGAGCCAGAACGUCCUUUCUGGCGCCUGGUCAAACGCGACGUGCAGACGCCCUUCGUGGUGGAGCUGGAGGUGCUGGACGGACACGAGCACGACGGCGGGCGGCAGCUUGCACACGCGGUGCACGAGCGUCACUUCCUGGCUCCCGGGGUGCGGCGCGUGCCCGUGCGCGAGGGCCGGGUACGCGCCACGCUCUUCCUGCCUCCAGGACCUGGACCCUUUCCUGGGAUCAUAGACCUUUUUGGAGUUGGAGGUGGCCUUCUGGAGUAUCGGGCGAGUCUCCUGGCUGGGAAAGGCUUUGCUGUCAUGGCUCUGGCUUAUUACAACUACGAUGACCUCCCCAAGAGCAUGGAAACCAUGCGCAUGGAAUACUUUGAAGAAGCUGUGAACUACCUGUGUAGCCACCCCGAGGUAAAAGGACCAGGAAUUGGGCUGCUUGGGAUUUCCAAAGGGGGCGAACUUGGCCUGGCUAUGGCCUCCUUCCUGAAGGGCAUCACAGCCGCCGUUGUCAUCAAUGGCUCCGUGGCUGCUGUUGGGAACACCAUACACUACAAGGAUGAGACCAUACCCCCUGUGACUAUCCUGAGAAAUCAGGUCAAAAUGACCAAAGAUGGCCUCAAGGAUGUUGUGGAUGCUCUGCAAAGCCCUCUGGUGGAAGAGAAGAGCUUCAUCCCCGUGGAAAGGUCUGACACGACCUUCCUCUUCCUUGUUGGUCAGGAUGACCACAACUGGAAGAGUGAGUUCUAUGCCAAUGAGAUCUCCAAGCGCCUGCAGGCCCACGGGAAGGAGAAGCCCCAGAUCAUCUGCUACCCAGAAGCAGGGCACUAUAUUGAGCCCCCUUACUUCCCACUGUGCAAAGCUGGCAUGCACCUCCUGGUGGGUGCUAAUAUCACCUUUGGAGGGGUGCCUAAGCCUCAUGCCGUGGCCCAGUUGGAUGCCUGGCAGCAACUCCAGACUUUCUUCCACAAACAGCUGGGUAGCAAGAGCUAGGGACUGUCCCCUAACAUAGAGCCUAGUAUAUGAUGGUUUUGGGGGAAAAGGUACAAACAUAUUGUAAGAAUAUCACUUCAGAUGACUUCAUCUGAACACAUAACUACUUUAGGUUUACAUUAUAAAAAAUUAAUUUUAAUAUCAAAAUAGCACUGAUUUGCCAGGUGGUGGUAGUGCACGCCUUUAAUCCCAGCACUUGGGAGGCAAAGGCAGGAGAAUUUCUGAGUUCGAGGCCAGCCUGGUCUACAGACUGAGUUCCAGGACAGCCAGGGCUACACAAAGAAACCCUGUCUCAAAAAAACCAAAUAAAUAAAUAAAUAAAUAAACAAACAAAUAAAUAAAAAGCACUGAUUCAGGGCUGGAAAUGUAGUUCUGUUGUAGAGUCCUUGAUUGGCCCAUGUAAGUUCCUGGGUUCAUUCCAGCAUGCUGUAAGAAAAAUGAACAUUAAAUGGUAACUGUAGCUAUCCAAGAAAUAGUGCCUGGAAUAAAAAGAAACCGUGAGUCGUCAACCACA